Messenger RNA from Loxodonta africana (African savanna elephant), 1110 nucleotides. Its product is annotated as glycerol-3-phosphate dehydrogenase 1-like protein. Lineage: Eukaryota; Metazoa; Chordata; Mammalia; Proboscidea; Elephantidae. Bases 55 to 1110 code for a protein of 351 amino acids. Gene Ontology annotation, molecular function: NAD binding; glycerol-3-phosphate dehydrogenase [NAD(P)+] activity; protein homodimerization activity. The transcript has a single exon. Gene Ontology annotation, cellular component: glycerol-3-phosphate dehydrogenase (FAD) complex; cytosol. Gene Ontology annotation, biological process: glycerol-3-phosphate catabolic process; carbohydrate metabolic process. The record is from RefSeq and is a predicted model, not a curated record.
GGCUGGCAGCUGGCCGGAGCAGCACAGCCAGGGCUACUGUAUUCUGGCCUGGCCAUGGCAGCAACACCCCUCAAAGUGUGCAUCCUGGGCUCGGGGAACUGGGGUUCAGCUGUUGCAAAAAUAAUUGGUAAUAAUGUCAAGAAACUUCAGAAGUUUGCCUCCACGGUCAAGAUGUGGGUCUUUGAAGAAACGGUUAAUGGGAGAAAACUGACAGACAUCAUAAACAAUGACCAUGAAAAUGUAAAAUAUCUCCCUGGACACAAGCUGCCAGACAAUGUGGUUGCAGUUUCAAAUCUCAACGAGGCCGUGCAGGACGCAGACCUGCUGGUGUUUGUCAUUCCUCACCAGUUCAUUCAUAGAAUCUGUGAUGAGAUCACUGGGAGGGUGCCCAAGAAAACACUAGGAAUCAGCCUCAUCAAGGGGAUAGAUGAGGGCCCUGAGGGGCUGAAACUCAUUUCCGACAUCAUUCGAGAGAAGGUGGGCAUUGACAUCAGUGUGCUCAUGGGAGCCAAUACUGCCAACGAUGUGGCCGCAGAUGAGUUCUGUGAGACCACCAUUGGCAGCAAAGAAAUGAAGAAUGGCCUUCUCUUCAAAGAACUUCUGCAGACUCCAAAUUUCCUGAUUACAGUGGUUGAUGAUGCAGAUACUGUUGAACUUUGCGGUGCUCUUAAGAACAUCGUAGCUGUGGGAGCCGGGCUCUGUGAUGGUCUGCGCUACGGAGACAACACCAAAGCUGCAGUCAUCCGCCUCGGACUCGUGGAGAUGAUCUCAUUUGCCAGGAUCUUCUGCAAGGGCCAGGUGUCCACAGCCACCUUCCUAGAGAGCUGUGGGGUGGCUGACCUGAUCACCACCUGCUAUGGAGGCCGGAACCGCAAGGUGGCUGAGGCGUUUGUCAGGACUGGAAAGACCAUUGAAGAAUUAGAGAGAGAGAUGCUGGAUGGGCAGAAACUCCAAGGACCUCAGACUUCUGCUGAAGUGUACCGCAUCCUCAAGAAGAAGGGACUAAUCGACAAGUUUCCGUUGUUCACUGCUGUAUAUCAGAUUUGCUAUGAAGGAAAACCCGUUCAAGAUCUGUUGUCUUGUCUCCAGUACCAUCCAGUGCGCACAUAA